This is a messenger RNA of Pyrus x bretschneideri (Chinese white pear), 423 nucleotides long. RefSeq lists its product as uncharacterized. The record is from RefSeq and is a predicted model, not a curated record. Bases 1 to 216 code for a protein of 71 amino acids. Lineage: Eukaryota; Viridiplantae; Streptophyta; Magnoliopsida; Rosales; Rosaceae. The transcript has 2 exons.
AUGGGGGGAGGAAUGGAAGCAAACAAGAACAAGUUCAUAGAAGAGUGGGGAUCUGUCAGAGAAAAUCUCGAGCACAACUUCCGCUGGACUCGCCGCAACUUCGCCCUCGUUGGCAUCUUCGGCAUCGCCAUCCCUAUCUUGGUUUACAAGGGCAUUGUCAGAGACUUCCACAUGCAAGAUGAGGAUGCAGGAAGACCAUACAGGAAGUUUAUAUGACUAGUCUGAGAAUGUUUUGAUAAUAACUGUGGGACUAGUCAUAGAACGUUUACGGGACCACAAUCAUCCCUCUCCUGGUAGAUGGAAAGUGUUUCAUUUUCUUUGUUGAUCUAUGGAUCAUAAUGUCAUUCAAUUUGGUAAACUUCUGCCCUUGGUGAUAUUUUCUCCAGUUCAGUUUAUCUGAAUGAAUCCUUGGUUCCUCAUUUA